Dreissena polymorpha is the source of this 656-nucleotide messenger RNA. RefSeq names its product GTP-binding protein Di-Ras2-like. The record is from RefSeq and is a predicted model, not a curated record. Gene Ontology annotation, cellular component: plasma membrane. Bases 25 to 624 code for a protein of 199 amino acids. Gene Ontology annotation, molecular function: GTP binding; GDP binding; GTPase activity. Lineage: Eukaryota; Metazoa; Mollusca; Bivalvia; Myida; Dreissenidae. Gene Ontology annotation, biological process: signal transduction. The transcript has a single exon.
GACCGAUCUGUCGGUCUGCGUGUAAUGCCGGAACAGAGCAACGACUACCGCGUGGUUGUGUUCGGCGCGGGAGGUGUCGGGAAGAGCAGCCUCGUUCUGAGAUUCGUGCGCGGGACAUUCCGGGACUCGUACAUCCCCACCAUCGAGGACACGUAUCGGCAAGUGAUCAGCUGCAAUAAACAGGUGUUCACUUUACAGAUCACAGACACGACCGGAAGUCAUCAGUUUCCGGCCAUGCAAAGACUGUCUAUAUCAAAAGGUCACGCAUUUAUCCUCGUAUAUUCUAUAACAAGUCGGCAAUCUCUAGAAGAGCUUAAACCGAUCUUUGAGGAGAGUCGAGAAAUCAAAGGAACGGACAUCGAUGGAAUCCCAAUUAUGUUAGUUGGAAACAAAUGUGACGAAUUCGCGAGGCAGGUGGGGACGCCGGAAGGGGCGGCUGUAGCGAAACACUGGAAGUGCGGGCAUCUCGAAACAUCUGCGAAAACGAACUACAACGUAAAAGAACUGUUCCAGGAAUUAUUACAGUUGGAAAAACGGCGGACAAUGAGUUUGCAGUUGGAAACAAAAAAGACGCGCUCGCAGAAACGGAAGGAAAAGUUAAAGGGAAAAUGUUCAAUAAUGUGAAGUUUUUCUGAAUAUGCAAAUCAAUCCAUUCA